ACUCUAAAUUGUCUGAAGAUGUGAAUGUGAGUGUGAAUGGUUGUGUGUCUCUGUGUGUCAGCCCUGUGUCCAGGGUGGACCCUGCCCAUAUGUAUAUCACUCUUUAUUUAGCUAUUACUUCUCAUAAUUAUCAUACAAUAUAUUUCUAUAUGUAUGAGAAGUACUAUAUAUAAAAUGGAAUAUAUAAGGCUAUAUACUAGGGAUGAGCUUUUACUAUUACUUGAAUCUGUGUCUGUUCAACCAGCUACAUUGUCUGUAUCCGUAUUCUGAGGGGCACUGGACAGAUGACGCAGCCCUGCCCCACCUCAUAUUUAAUUGACAUUGCUCUAAAGUGAAGGCUUCGAGGCAAGGAUGUCUUAUUUUGUUAAAUGCAUGUUGCCUUGACUCCUCUCUCCUUGUGUCUCUUCCUCGAAACCUCCACUCACAUCUCCAGUGGGCAGGACUAAGACACAAGGAGAGUAGCCGAGGAGGGGAAUCAAACUGAGAGAUCAGAAAGACUUCCCGUAUCUCUGUCUCAAACCAGAAUGACUCAGAGUUUUAUGAGCCCUCCCUCCUCUUCCUGCUCUCACACACACAGCCAGCUCCACUCUGUCCACACAUUUCCUUGUUCCCUCCCCUUCAGAUCUACAGAUUGAAGAUGGGUGUAACUAACAUGUGGUGACGUGAAAGAGCUGACAGGCUCCAUUCACUGCAGGAACACAUGAUGUUCAGUUCAGAGCUCAAACUAGUUUCACUUUUAAGGAAGUGAGAGUCAGACAGGCGUUGUCACUGAGAGGUGAAAUGGCGCAGAAAGGAGUUGAGCUGGACCGGGAAACCUUCUCUUGUUCCAUCUGUCUGGAUCUACUGAAGGAUCCGGUGACUAUUCCCUGUGGACACAGCUACUGCAUGAACUGUAUUAAAACCCACUGGGAUGAAGAGGAUGAGAAGAAAAUCUACAGCUGCCCUCAGUGUAGGCAGAGCUUCACACCGAGGCCUGUCCUGGUGAGAAACACCAUGUUAGCAGUUUUAGUGGAGGAACUGAAGAAGACUGGACUCCAAGCUGCUCCUGCUGAUCACUGCUAUGCUGGAGCUGAAGAUGUGGCCUGUGAUGUCUGCACUGGGAGAAAACUGAAAGCCCUCAAGUCCUGUUUGCUGGUGGAGCCCUCCAAGAAGCUGCAGGAGAACAUCUGCUCUCGUCAUGAUGAGGUGAUGAAGAUUUUCUGUCGCACUGAUCAGCAGCGUAUCUGUUAUCUCUGCUCGAUGGAUGAACAUAAAGGCCACGACACAGUGUCAGCUGCAGCAGAAAGGACUAAGAGGCAGAGAGAGCUGGAGGUGAGUCGACAAAACAUCCAGCAGAGAAUCCAGGACAGAGAGAAAGAUGUGAAGCUGCUCCAACAGGAGGUGGAGGCUAUCAGUCGCUCUGCAGAUAAAGCAGUGGAGGACAGUGAGAAGAUCUUCACUGAGCUGAUCCAUCUCAUGGAGGAAAGACGCUCUGAUGUGGAGCAGCAGGUCAGAUCGCAGCAGGAAACUGAAGUGAGUCGAGUCAAAGAGCUUCAAGAGAAGCUGGAGCAGGAGAUCACUGAGCUGAAGAGGAAAGACGCUGAGCUGGAGCAGCUCUCACACACAGAGGAUUACACCCAGUUUCUACACAACUACCCCUCACUGUCAGCACUCAGUGAAUCCACACAGUCAUCCAGCAUCAACAUCCGUCCUCUGAGCUACUUUGAGGAUGUGACAGCAGCUGUGUCAGAAGUCAGAGAUAAGCUACAGGACGUUCUGAGGGAGACAUGGACAAACAUCUCACUGACAGUGACUGACGUGGAUGUUUUACUGUCAGACCCAGAGCCCAAGACCAGAGCUGAGUUCUUAAAAUAUUCACGUGAAAUCACACUGGAUCCAAACACAGCACACGAAGUGGUGUUUUUAUCUGAGGGAAACAGAAAGGUAACAUUUUCCGAACAGUCUUAUCCCAGUCACCCAGACAGAUUCACUGAAUGUUUUCAGGUCCUGAGUAGAGAGAGUCUGACUGGACGUUGUUACUGGGAGGUGGAAUGGAAUGGGGAAGACAUUUAUAUAGCAGUGGCAUACAAGAACAUCAAAAGAGAGGGCAGCUGGGAUGAAUGUGGAUUUGGGCAAAAUGACAAAUCUUGGGCAUUAUAUUCUUACCGAAAUUAUGAUUAUAGUUUUUGGUACAACAGUGUCCAAACUCGUGUCUCAGGUCCUCAGUCUUCCAGAGUAGGAGUGUACCUGGAUCACAGUGCAGGAAUUCUGUCCUUCUACAGCGUCUCUGAAACCAUGACUCUCCUCCACAGAGUCCAGACCACAUUCACUCAGCCUCUCUAUGCUGGACUCUGCAUUGAAUUCCAUUAUAGUUUUACUGCUGAGCUCUGUAAACUUAAAUAGGCAGAGGUCAUUUAAGGGACAGAGGGUUAAAUUCUGUGUUUUAAUUCUUUAAGGUCUUGAUAACAUUUCUUUUACAUAGGUGAAUAAUUAGCGAAAAAAGAAAAAAAAAUAAUAGGACAUCUCACAAAGCUUUUAAAAAUGUGCGGAACUAAAGUAUCACUUCUCCUGAAAAAAAGAGGGAAAAAAACAAAAAUGUAUGUUUUGUCUAUCUCUGAAUAAAACACUGACUUUUGGUUACUGCUUCUAACAGGCUUGUGAGCCAAGAGUAUCUUGACGUUAGUACCACGUGGUAUUUUCGUGUCCUUGGUGAUCAAGAAUCUUUGUAGUUGCUAGUUACUGCGAGUUGGUAUAACUGCAGCUGGAGCAGCUACGUGACCCGCCUUCUUGCUACAUGACCUGUCCACCGUACCUUCAAGUCAGUCCACAAUUAGACCCCUUCGCUCCUUUGCCUCGAAGUGGAAGUCCCGACAAAUUUGCUAAGUUGGUGAUUAGCUAGCUAUGAAGUGUUAAAAUCAAAAGAGAGGUGGUUGUGCUUCAAGCGACAGCCAUGUGGUGACUUGAAUGUAAAGAGAGGGGGGAGGAGAAGUGCGACAUCUAGUGGCUAAUGUUAUCAAUAGUACCUUUAAAUUUGUUUAGUCUCCAUGUUUGUUGCUGAGAGCUGAUUGUUGUGGCGUCUCUUCACUGCACAGAGAUCAGCUGUCAGUCAAACAUUAUGGGCAGUACUUUGAAGUCUUCUCCUGAGUUGAUGUGUAAAUAUUUCUUGCGGUGGCGCUCCUUCCUGUGUGUGUUUAGCCGUGGAGGCUGUCACUGCUCAUCAUGAUGUGUUGUAAACUUCUUUGUGCUCUGAAUGUUUAACGAACAUUUCAGUGGAUGUAUUUGUACGUUGUUGUUUCUCUCCCACUGCAUGAGUCUGAAGAGAGAAAUCAGCAGACCUCCUUUAUCUCAGAUAUUGUGCUUGUAAAUUUGUACAGAAACGUAUAAUUAGCUUUUAAUGUGUUGGUGUGGCAGAUUAGUUAGCUACUAGAAACUGUAAUGAUCCUGAUCAUAAUCAAUAAGGAGAUCAUUCAUUAAUGUCUUUUACACAAACUGAAGGUUUACAUAAUGAAUAAACACACAUGAACAAAGUA
This is a messenger RNA of Epinephelus lanceolatus (giant grouper), 3509 nucleotides long. The record is from RefSeq and is a predicted model, not a curated record. Lineage: Eukaryota; Metazoa; Chordata; Actinopteri; Perciformes; Serranidae.